AUGGGCACAACUGUAAGUAGCAAUAGGGUUAGGAGAAUGAGUCCAAUUCGACCAAAGCCAACAAUAGAUCCAUUGAAAACGCAGCCUGUGCGACCUUCAUCAAAUAUCAUAAAACCAAAUAAUCAGCAGACGAAGGCAGAAAAGGAAGAAAAACUUAAAUGGCCCGGACCACCAUCUCCACCCAGAGAAAAAUUUGUGCAUCCUUUGCCUGAAGAUGAUAAGCAGUAUGCAUUUAAAAAAUCAUAUCCAGUUAAGCUAUUACCAGGAUCCGAGGAGCGUCCAAUGAUAGAAACCAAACAAAAAUCUAACUCUCAAAAAGAGACUAGUACUACCCAUUCGAAUUCCGCCUAUUCCAGUGUUCACGAUUCAGCUCAUGUUCAAUCGAUUUUGAAGAGUCAAUCGCAUUCAUGCGUUAAUUUAUCGACAAAUGAAGAAAUAGUAAGACUCAAGACUCGUCUGGGAGAAGUUCCUAGAAAACUUGACACGAAUGUCAAAGAGUGUCUUGAAGUUGUAACAAAAGAGCUACAAGAGAUUAUCGAACAAAUCAACAAAGACACAAAUAAUGUACAACAAACUCUGUUGUUAUAUGCAAGGAAACAACAGUCAGCACAGGACGAGUUAUAUCGAAUAUGGCUUCAAUAUUAUAUUGCAGAAUUGGAUGAUUGGAAAUCGAGACAUUUAGCCGAUUUGCAAGCGCAACUAUAUGUGCACCAGGAUAAAAUAACCAGAAACUCGCAGAGAAGAAUCUCAUUUGUGAGUCAUAAAGCGAACGAAAUCAAGAUGCAAAUCUUGAGAGAACUGCAAGAACAAGCAUCACGUGAAAUGAACGACUUAUUGAUGCAAAUUGAAUUACUCUCACGUGAAACAACUCAACAUCUAGGUAGUGAGACAAUGACGAAUAUCAAUUUAACAAUACAAUCAAAUGUCGGCACAAAACUGCCUGGACAACAAUCUAAAUUUGAUUUUACUUAG
Rotaria socialis is the source of this 972-nucleotide messenger RNA. Lineage: Eukaryota; Metazoa; Rotifera; Eurotatoria; Philodinida; Philodinidae. The record is from the annotation of a GenBank genome assembly.